Molecule: messenger RNA, 1214 nt
Organism: Schistosoma bovis
Lineage: Eukaryota; Metazoa; Platyhelminthes; Trematoda; Strigeidida; Schistosomatidae
Source: the annotation of a GenBank genome assembly
AUAACCUCAUAUUUAAGAUAAGAGUCCUUAAAACAUAUUCGAAUCAAAAUUCUUUCAGUGAUAAGUCGUUCAGUUUGGGCACCUGUUUGACCGAAACUAUUAAAUGUGAAGGUUGUUUAGACUUAUAGGUUAACGACCUCCCGAAGUGAUUUCGGAACUCAUAUUAUGUUUGAACUUACUAAUAUACAUGAAUACAUAUACCUCGUUAAGAGAAAAUACAUUUCCGUUUUUUAUUUACCAAGUAGCGGUCCUGAAGUUCACACCUACAUUAAUACGACAUAAAUGCAAAAGCCCUUUGCUGUAACACAUAGUGAUCUUCAGGAUAUUCUGCAAGAAUUUAUUGAUGAGUUAGUUGACUCAUGUUUGAUGGAUGGAAUUUUAACAAUGCAUCGUGCAAUAAAAUUAGGAUAUUUCCAUAUUAUUGCUCCUGAACAAAAUACAAACUUGUCGGAUAAUCUUGGCAAUGGUUCUUCAAAUUCAGGCUCUGGCAGAGACCCUAGCAAAACUGCUAGUUGCUGUCGAUGUGGGAAGUGUAAUUGUAAGGUUGCUGCCACACGUUAUGCUGUCCACUUAUCUAAUUGUAUGGGAUUAGGAAGAAACAGUUCAAGAAGAGCCAACAAGCGCAUAGCAGAACAACAGCGUUUAGAAGAUGAUGAUACCGAAACCGAGGAGAAUUUUUUGGAGUCAUCUUCGGGAGACAUGAUCUCGUACAAGAACUCAGCAACCUCAUCUGACCAACUGGAAUGCAAAUAUUCUAACGGAACAGUUAAUAAUCAUCGAUCACCCUUAAAACUGACAAUCUCUUUGGUACCGGGUUCUGGGAAGCUAGAUCACUCUUCCAAACAUUCAAAUAGACAACCUGACCCAACGGCUGGUGGUAAUGAAUACAGCUGUCUGGAUGGAAAUAAUUCAUUAAAAAAUUCCCAGAGCUCACAUCUUAAAUCAAGCUUACCGACUGUAGUGAGUGAAUCCAGCACUUGAUAGGAAGUUGGAACGACUCUGUCUAUUAGAUGAAAUUUAUGUGAAGCAUCAAGAUCAUUACCUUUUGACUACAUUUUACAAUAUGAAGUUUGUAAAUAAAAAGUAUUCUGUGAUUUUAUCCUGAAGUCUUCCUAUAACUUUUUUAGUGAUUUUUUUAUGAUAUGAACUUAUUAUUUAAAGAAAAUUAGACACUUAGUUACAUUUCCCUGUUUCAAAGCCUAUUUAUAUUCCCA